AUGGAUCCAAUUGUGGAAGUAGUGGCUUUGGUGCUGGGGUUCAUUGGUUGGGUGAUGGUGGGGGUUGCCCUGCCGAACCGUUACUGGAGGACCUCCACCGUCGACGGGAGUGUCAUCACCACCUCCACCAUCUAUGAAAACUUGUGGAUGUCGUGUGCAUCGGAUUCAACAGGGGUACAUAACUGCAGGGAGUUCCCGUCACUGCUUGCUUUGAGUGGAUACGUCCAAGCGUCUCGUGCCUUGAUGAUCACAUCAAUAGUGUUGGGCACCUUUGGUCUGAUGGCGGCCCUGAUAGGACUACAGUGUUCGAAGGCUGGAGGGGAAAACUAUGUGCUCAAAGGGAGGAUUGCUGGCACGGCAGGGGUCCUUUUCAUACUUCAAGGUAUGUGCACAAUGGUCGCAGUGUCCUGGUACGCCUUCAACAUCACUCAGGAAUUCUUUGAUCCUUUCUAUCCUGGUAUAAGGUAUGAAAUAGGAGAAGGACUUUAUAUCGGCUGGUGCUCCGCUGUGCUCGCCAUCAUCGGAGGAGCCUGUCUCACAUGCUCUUGCAAAAUGGGCACAGAGGAAAAAUACCCUUUGCCUUAUCAAACCAGGGGAACUGUAUAUUCUGGAGCUGCACCGACCAGGAGCGUAGCUAAUAGUACUUAUGGCCGAAAUGCUUACGUUUGA
Micropterus dolomieu (smallmouth bass) is the source of this 669-nucleotide messenger RNA. It is a transcript of the gene cldn15a, whose product is annotated as claudin 15a. The transcript is spliced from 5 exons. The record is from RefSeq and is a predicted model, not a curated record. Bases 1 to 669 code for a protein of 222 amino acids. Gene Ontology annotation, biological process: cell adhesion; bicellular tight junction assembly. Lineage: Eukaryota; Metazoa; Chordata; Actinopteri; Centrarchiformes; Centrarchidae. Gene Ontology annotation, molecular function: structural molecule activity. Gene Ontology annotation, cellular component: plasma membrane; bicellular tight junction.